This is a messenger RNA of Prorocentrum cordatum, 592 nucleotides long. NCBI's taxonomy places the organism in Eukaryota, Dinophyceae, Prorocentrales, Prorocentraceae. The record is from the annotation of a GenBank genome assembly.
GGCAGCAACCGCAGAAGCCGAGAACCACCUGGACCUCCUGCGCCACCUGAGCAACCCGAUCCACCUGGACUUCAGGUGCUUCCAGACGAUGCUCUUCCACGGGAGCCUCCUGUUCUGGCUGUGGUGCUGGCUCCUUCAGACGGCGCUGGACAUGCCGAUGGGCCUUCCUCCUGUGGCGCGUGCGGGACAAGGGGCGCAGGUGUUGGGCCCCGCCGCUGCUGGCACUGGGCAUGCGGGGCUGGGUCCCGCUGCAGCGUGCACGGGGCAGAUGGGGAGUGAGGCAGGCACAGUCGGCGACAGCGAUGCCAACGCUCGCCACCUGCUGCUCGUCUUUCUAAAGUUCCUCAGCGCUGAGAUUCUCGAGGCUAUUCAGACGACCAGCGAGAGCGCAGAGCGCGCCGAUGUGCUGUCACCUGAGCAGGUUGCGGCCGCAGUCCAGCACAUGUACUUCAAGUUCGCGCCCUCAGACAGCCAUCGCGAGCUCGCGUGUUGGCUACUCACCCACCCUGGCGCGCUCCUGGAAGACGAGUUGCGCCCCGAGCUGAUGGAGGGCAUCUGGGAAGCGGAGCAGAAUGGCGGCCCGAACGACAAC